CGUUUUCUGCUCUACCGGAAACCAGCACAAAGGAAAAUGACGCGUUAUCCAAUCCCGGUCCCGUAUUUUCAAAUUUCGCAAGCGUAAUCAUAACGUGAAACCCGCAUCCUCCGUUUUAGCCAGUUUUAACUGCUUCGGCGUUUAUCUCGCGGGAUGUUUAUUGCGAUUUUCGCUGUAAAUACCUCAAAGAAGUUUAAUAUUUCUUGUUUUUAAGAUAUAAAGAAGAAAUUUUUGCAUUAACAAGCUUUAAUGCAAAUAUAAAACUCAAAAACGCAGAGCUUAAUGUUGUUGAGAACUUACGAAAAUAUCGUACAAUCAUGCAAGAAAGCGAGCCGACGACUUUGGCUAUGGAUAUCGUAAAGGUAUCCAAUGUGCAAUCGACAAAUGUUAAAGAAAUGGUGGAGGAAGAAGAAAUCAGCUCGGUCAUUGCAAUUGCUAUAUCCGAACAGUACAGAUUGGAAUCUGUAGAUAUACAAGGGCGAUCGACGACCAUCAGCUGCAUCGAUUCUGAUGACAGUGACGAUUGGAUAAGGACAAAGUCGCCUUUGCAUUCAUCCGGUAAUGACGAUAACGAAAAUCAAAAGCUGAAGCUUUAUCGCAAACGGAAAGGAAAAACUGUGGCCGGUGUUGAAAGCAAAUCAAGCUUAUCGAAUGGUAAGAAGAAGUCGGUGACCUUUUCCGAUGACAUAAGUAUUUUAUCAAAUUCUCCAAAGAACUCGAUAUCUUCUGCUGAGUCCGUUAAGGUAGAGAGUGCCCCAAAAAAUAUACCAACUGAGAACUCGCAAUCUUUAUCAGCUUUUACAAAUCCUUUUAACCCGGUUAAAAAUCUGACAGCUGUUAAAUCAGUUGAGAAUUCUCAGUUAAUACCUAAAACGGAGUUAAAUAUUGUCGACAAAUACGGGAGAAUCGAUGGAUACACCGAACGGCAUCUUUUUAUGGGAAAGGGAGGAAGGAUGAAGGAGCUGGAGUUUAUCCAGCAACACGGAAUGGCAACCAAUGCAGGAGCGACAAUAAUAAAAUCGCCAGAAAAUUUAGCUUUAAAGAGAGACGUGGUGAAUUUAACAAAGAUUGCAGAAGUGGAGUCUAAUUUUGAAGAUGCCUCACUGGCGAUAAAAAAAUCUCCAUGCAACAAAAUUGAGAAUUCAAAAGAUAGAAAUAUUUCUCCUCAAGGUAAAUUAGUACGAUCCAUCAAUAGUCAUCUUACGACAAGUAUGGCCCCUAAAGCUCAAGAGAGUUGUGCAAAUCUUAACUCGUUCUAUCCGACAAAGGAUGCUUCAAAAUUUGAAAAAGAAACGUUUGAAAAGAACGUUUCAAAGGAUAACUCGAAAACUUCAAAAUCGAAUAAGGGGAAACUCUUCGCAUUGGCUAUAAAUAGCAUUACAACCGAUGCGAAGAAAACAGUGAACGAAGAAUCGGUCAAUGUCAGUGGAUCUAAAAACAUGGAAGUAUCGAGAUCCCAGUGCACCACAAAUGAAGAAUCAAAUAAUAUGAACAUUCGAAACACUGAGGGAAAAGGAUUGCCUAAAAGAGAAAAUUAUAGAAGCACCAAAAAUGAUGAAAAGUUUUCAUCAAAUGAAAAUGGAUCUCAUUCGAGUCGCAAGGAUCUUUUAAAAAAUUCGCAGGACGAAUUUAUCAAGAAUGUAGUACCUGAAUCCAAGAACCUUUGGGAUAAAAGUGAAGUUAAUGUAGCCAACUUUAAAGAUUCUAAUUUAAGAGACUCUAAUUUCCAAUUCAAUGGAAAUAACGUAGUUAAUGAUACUAAUGAUAACUCAGUCCAAAACUUAUUGGUUAUCGAUUCCGAAGAUUCCGAUGAGUCGAGUAGUGUUAACCUGUUGCGGACAGUUCGUGACUGCAUGAGCGAAGUGAAUUUGCUCGAUACCGAAGACACUUUGUAUGAUUUAGAGCCCGAAAACAAUUUAGAAUAUCAAACUCUUCGAUAUCUGAGAAGACCCAGUUAUGCUAAUAUUGGCACUCUGCAGCAAAAUCCAGCAUUAUCAACGAAUAUUAAUAAUUUACCUCUUCCAUACAAUGCUACGAAUAAACAGAUGCUUAACUGCGACCAGCAACUUGCUCAACAGUUCAAAAAUCCCAUUCUAAACGAUACAAACCAAGGUGCUUCAGUUUUACAUCCAGUGGAGUCGUUAAAUGACAUGAACAGUUUUCCUUAUUUAUAUGCUUUGGAAAUUGAGAAAAUGAAAAAUAAAAAGCUCUCACAGUGUCAAAGACGCCCCAGUUAUGCGAAUAUUGUUACUCCAAUGAAGAACUCAUGGACUGCUUCGGAUGACUCGUUUCAACCUUAUGAUCCGAAGCCAAUGAACACAAAUCCAGAAUUCCAGCCAAUGGCUGGACAAUCGAAUUUAAUCCCUGAUAACAUGCCGGAAAACCUGCAGAAUAUUUUCCUACAUUACUUAAAUGCUUCGUUAUGUCAGAAUCAGAACAAACAAGUGCCCUAUUCGUGUCCACAUCCACCGAUACCAGUUUACAGUGAACUUCAACCUAAUAUUUAUAAACAACGCGAAGUUGGCCAUUAUCCACCACCUGAGAAACUGAGAGUUUAUCCAGAAAACUCUCAUCCGAUCCAGAGCGCCAAUUUUGCUCAGAAUAUUUGUGCAAUUAUCCUGGCCGUCCUAUUUACAGCUCUGCACACAGAACUGGGAAAAAUCAAGCACCGUUCUCAGAAAAAUCUUGCUUCGAAGCGUUCCAUGAGAACCACCGUUCCAAUGAUGCCAUAA
This is a messenger RNA of Orussus abietinus, 2732 nucleotides long. RefSeq lists its product as uncharacterized. Bases 318 to 2732 code for a protein of 804 amino acids. The record is from RefSeq and is a predicted model, not a curated record. The transcript is spliced from 4 exons. Lineage: Eukaryota; Metazoa; Arthropoda; Insecta; Hymenoptera; Orussidae.